Pongo pygmaeus (Bornean orangutan) is the source of this 6399-nucleotide messenger RNA. RefSeq names its product ceramide synthase 3 (gene CERS3). Bases 1121 to 2266 code for a protein of 381 amino acids. Gene Ontology annotation, biological process: ceramide biosynthetic process. Gene Ontology annotation, molecular function: sphingosine N-acyltransferase activity; DNA binding. Lineage: Eukaryota; Metazoa; Chordata; Mammalia; Primates; Hominidae. The transcript has 14 exons. Gene Ontology annotation, cellular component: membrane. The record is from RefSeq and is a predicted model, not a curated record.
GCCCAGGUCAGGCCGAGAGAGGAUCCGUGUCCCCGCCCAGGUCAGGCCGAGAGAGGACCCGUGUCCCCGCCCAGGUCAGGCCGAGAGAGGAGCCGUGUCCCCGCCCAGGUCAGGCCGAGAGAGCCCGUGUCCCCGCCCAGGUCAGGCCGAGAGGGCCCGUGUCCCCGCCCAGGUCAGGCCGAGAGGGCCCGUGUCCCCGCCCAGGUCAGGCCGAGAGGGCCCGUGUCCCCGCCCAGGUCAGGCCGAGAGAGCCCGUGUCCCCGCCCAGGUCAGGCCGAGAGAGGACCCGUGUCCCCGCCCAGGUCAGGCCGAGAGAGGACCCGUGUCCCCGCCCAGGUCAGGCCGAGAGAGGACCCGUGUCCCCGCCCAGGUCAGGCCGAGAGAGCCCGUGUCCCCGCCCAGGUCAGGCCGAGAGAGCCCGUGUCCCCGCCUAGGCCUAAAGUCCUUGUCCCUGUCCAGGCUCGGGCCGAGGCGGAAAGGGGGCCCGUGUCCCCGCGGAGGUCAAGGCCGAGAGGCGGCCCCUGUUCCCUCCUAGGCCGAGGCCCAGAGUCCCCGUCCUCGCACAGGCGGUGUCCUGGGGCCCAGUCGCCGCCCCCUCGCUGCAGCCCCUGUGUACUGGGCCUUGCAAAGUCCGUUAGGAGCGCUCCAGGGCUCCAGGGCCCAGCGGUUAACAAGUUUGUAAUUACUUUGGUGGGUUUCUACGUUGCAAACUGAGAAGACGGUUGCUGGGUUGGGCCCCCCUCCUCUGGACACUAACCCCACCCAGGUGGUGAAACAGGAAGCAACACCCCAUCAGGAAGAACCUGAGGGUGCCAUCCAGUAGCUUCGCCUCACGUCACUGACUGCCCUCAGUCAGAAAUCUUGACUCGCAACUUUGGAGGGUGGGUCUCUGAAGGAAUUUCAGGGCUUACGCAGAGAUGAGGUGUGCUGCUCUUUGAGGAGAACGAAGCUGGUUGGAACGUUGGAAGCUGCUCUCUGACUACACUUCACAAGCAAGGGGCACCUUUUGUGGACUGACAUUUCAGAAAGGGAUGUUGUGAAACAAAAGCUGACAUUUAUACAUAUAUACAUAUAUACAGUAUUUGAGUUCCUCAGUAGAAAGCUAUCAUAUAUACUCAGAAUGUUUUGGACGCUUAAAGAAUGGUUCUGGUUGGAAAGAUUCUGGCUUCCUCCAACAAUAAAGUGGUCAGAUCUUGAGGAUCACGAUGGACUCAUCUUUGUAAAACCUUCUCAUUUAUACAUGACAAUUCCAUAUGCUUUUCUCUUGCUGAUUAUCAGACGUGUAUUUGAAAAAUUUGUUGCUUCACCUCUAGCAAAAUCAUUUGGCAUUAAAGAGACAGUUCGAAAGGUUACACCAAAUACUGUCUUAGAGAAUUUUUUCAAACAUUCCACAAGGCAACCAUUGCAAACUGAUAUUUAUGGACUGGCAAAGAAGUGUAACUUGACGGAGCGCCAGGUGGAAAGAUGGUUUAGGAGUCGGCGGAAUCAAGAGAGGCCUUCCAGGCUGAAGAAAUUCCAAGAAGCUUGCUGGAGAUUUGCAUUUUAUUUAAUGAUCACUGUUGCUGGAAUUGCAUUUCUUUAUGAUAAACCUUGGUUAUAUGACCUAUGGGAGGUUUGGAAUGGCUAUCCCAAACAGCCCCUGCUGCCAUCCCAGUACUGGUACUACAUUUUAGAAAUGAGUUUUUAUUGGUCUCUGUUAUUUAGACUUGGCUUUGAUGUCAAGAGAAAGGAUUUUCUAGCUCAUAUCAUCCACCACCUGGCUGCUAUUAGUCUGAUGAGCUUCUCUUGGUGUGCUAAUUAUAUUCGCAGUGGGACCCUCGUGAUGAUUGUACACGAUGUGGCUGACGUUUGGCUGGAGUCUGCUAAGAUGUUUUCUUAUGCUGGAUGGACGCAGACCUGUAACACCCUGUUUUUCAUCUUCUCCACCAUAUUUUUCAUCAGCCGCCUCAUUGUUUUUCCUUUCUGGAUUUUAUAUUGCACACUGAUCUUGCCUAUGUAUUACCUCGAGCCUUUCUUUUCAUACAUCUUCCUCAACCUACAGCUCAUGAUCUUGCAGGUCCUUCACCUUUACUGGGGUUAUUACAUCUUGAAGAUGCUCAACAGAUGUAUAUUCAUGAAGAGCAUCCAGGAUGUGAGGAGCGAUGACGAGGAUUAUGAAGAGGAAGAGGAGGAGGAAGAGGCUACCAAAGGCAAAGAGAUGGAUUGUUUAAAGAACGGCCUCGGGGCUGAGAGGCACCUCAUUCCCAAUGGUCAGCAUGGCUAUUAGCUGGAAGCCCACAGGACUCCCACGGCACAGCAUGCUGCAAGUACUGUUGGCAGCCUGGCUUCCAGGCCCCACACAGACCCCAGAUUCUGCCCUUCCCUCUUUCUUACCACCGUCUUCCCUCCCACCUAAGAUGUGUUUACCAAAAUGUUGUUAACUUGUGUUAAAAUGUUAAGUAUAAGCAUGCCCAUGGAUUUUUACUGCAGUUAGGACUCAGACUGGUCAAAGAUUUCAAAGAUUUCUCCACAGAACCGUCUCAGUUCUAAUUGCACGCCUUCGUGCAUGUCACUUUCUCAGGGGCUCACUUUGUUAUAGGCCCUUUCGCCUUGCCACCUCGCCUGUCCUCAGGACGCUGUCACAGGUGCUGAGUAAUCCCACCUUGCCACCUCGCCUGUCCCCAGGAUGCUGUCACAGGUGCUGAGUAAUCCCACCUUGCCACCUCGCCUGUCCCCAGGAUGCUGUCACAGGUGCUGAGUAAUCCCAUUUUUCCCAGGUGUGUUUGGCCACAAAGAGCAGCUUGUUUCUCAAAAUGAGUUAGAAGUGGCAGUGGGACAGGAGCAGAAGGACCACACCAGCAGACACUUCCAUGCUGAAGCUUAGGUGCCUCAUCUCCACAGGGCGGUGGCAGUCCCUGCCUGCCAACCCACCGGGUUGCAGUAAGGAUUAAGUGAGAUCACAGAAGUUUAAGUACACACUGUCAACCGUGGGGUCAUCGUGAACCAACCCACUUUGCACUGUUUGGGAGACAGAAACCUGGCUAAACUUGGCACUGCGAUGGGCCUGAACAAAAGGCAGAAUCUUUAAAAAUUCCUGUUAAAGGGCUCUGAAGAUACCUGGAAAUGAAAGUGCCAAGAAAGGUGUUCCAUUUUAUUUGCUAACUAUUUAGGCAUUAGCUCCCCAAGGGUCAUUCUCGGAUUCUCCUGGAAUUCUUCUCCUUCAGGACCCAUGGUUCAAGGAAGGAAGUUUAGGCCCUGUUCCUUCCUGUCCUUUGCUGGUCUUUCCCUUGUUUCCUUUCUAGGAGGGAAGCUUCUGUGCUGCUGCCCUGAGCCCUUCCUUCAGGCCAGCACAGUACCUGGGGACCUCCACGGGGGAAUGGGAUCCAGGCCAGGCUGCUUGCUGAGCCGCAUCACCCAGGAGGCCUGAGCCUCUGGGGAGGGCACGCACGUACACUGCCAGCCCCAGGGGAGAUCUUGGGAACAGAGGAUGCUACGUGAUUUCCUCUGGCUUCCAACCCAAUCAGCCUGCAUCACAGUGAAACACAACACAAAAGGCCAUAAAAGGUAUACCCCUGAGAAAUGUUUAAGGGCAGGUGCUAGAGUCAGUGCCAGCUCCCUGGGAGGAGGGAUAGGGACGGGAAGAUCAGUAGCCAGCUUGUCCUCACCCUCAGGAAGGGAGCACCGGAGAAGACUUGCCCAUGUCCCUGCCUCCCGUGUGGCCUUGUCACCAGAGGGACACAUCUCCUGGGCACAAUGUGCAGGGCUGACCUGGGAGACUUCUCCGGUGGCUGCUGACUGAGGAGAGGCCAGGCCUUCCCGAGGAAGACCCUGAGUAAAAUCUGCAUCUGUCCUCACCCCCGCCACAGUCUCUCAUAACGGUCAGAUUUUGUAUGUUCAUCCUAUUUAUUCGGGGGCCCGUAUUAUAAAGCCACAGGAGAGGUCGGCUUGUAGGGACUGGAAAAUCAGCCCCAAGCAGGGCAGCUGCAGGGCUCCUGGAGCCGGAAGGACACUCUGCACAGAACAAACUGCGUUAUUAUUAUUUUUAAAUAAAAAUAUACAUUUGAAACCUUAAGGCUAAACAAAAAUAGACAAAAAAUCCUUUAGAAUUCUUUCUGCAACAAAAUCUCUUUUUGAGAAAUUGUUAAAAAUAAGGUCAGAUUUUCUCUGUAUAACAUUUGCUUUUAUGAGGACAAUAUCAUAUGCAUUAUAUGCAUAAUACGAUAUUAUAAAUCAAAAUGCCUGCACCCACUUUAGGGCAUAGCUAUUGACUUAUUAUUAAUAUUAUAUUAUUAUUAUUUUGGCAGAAGAAGGUCACACUAAGAUAUAAUUUUUUAUGUUUUCAGUUAACGGUAUGUUUCCUUCUUUGCUUAUUUGGUUUUUGUCUCUGUACCAAGUAUCUUCUUGCUUAAGGUAGAAAAGUGUUUGUUUAGCUCUGUCUCCAGUUUUUUUUCUUAUUUGAAUGUUGAAGGUAAAAUUGAUAUACCAAUUUUAACUAUUUCUAAUACAGCUGAAAGCACUAAACCACUUCAUAAGAAGUAGAUACUCAUUUUUGUAACACUAUUUAGGGCUUUUGUGGUUAAUUUUAAAGGAAACCACUCUUUCUACAGGAAACAAGGGCUCAGGAUUCUUCAGAUGACCUUAUAAAAAUGCAGUCCACGGUGCCAUCAAUGUUGUAACAGUAAUGACUUACAAUAAAGCAAAAAGUCCAGUGUACGUGGUGAUUGAGUAGAUUCAGCAUACACAUUGCUUGGCUUCUUAGGGAUAAUAACAGGUCUCCCUGUGUAGUGGAAAUAAAGAUUUGCCAUUCCUCUAGAAGGGCCAUGCCAGGAAUCAGGGAAGCAGUGAGGAGACGGAAGGCAGGUUGGGAUAUUCGGGCUGCUGCGUUUGCAGUGUCAGACACCAGAUAAGAGGAGCCUGGCUGACAGGGGGAGCCCCUUGCCUGAUUGGGGUGAGCCUUUGGGCUAUGCAUGGUGGAACCAGCCAGCCAGCCUGGGGGCUGGAGUCUAACCAGAGCACGGCAUCUGCACCCUGUGCAGGAACCACUGAAGUGCUGAGAAAGGGGACUGAUUCUAAAGGUGUUUUCUCAGCCUCAUUUUCUGUAUUUACCUUUCAAAGGUGUAGGAGGAAACAAAGUCUAGAUUGUCCGUCAGAAUGACCUACGGAGCUUUAAAAACAAAUGCACCUUGCCUGUUUCCUGCUCCAUAUUUUGAUUCAAUACUUCUGGAGUGAGAAGCAAAAAUCUUCAUUUUAACGGAGUGCCAUGUAUUUCUGAAGAGCAGUCAAGAUUCUGUGUGCCCUCCUCUGGUUUUAGUCCUAUCUGCAGUUUCAUAUGCUAAGAGAUGGGAAAAUGCAACGGUACAGAAUAUUUAAUCCAAAAUAAAAGAAGAAAAGGAAACACAGAACAAGCAAGAUGAAUCGCAAACUCAUGUUAAGAUGGUGAGUAGGUAGAUUUCAGUCCCCAUUUACCAGUAAUUACACCAAGUGUAAAAACAAAGAGUGCCAGGCUGGAUUUUUAAAAAUCUCAAUUAUACAGUGCUUACAAGAGAUAUACUAUAAAAAAGUGUUGAAAGUAAAAAAAUGGACAAAUAUAUAUCAUGCAAACUCAACUCCUCCCCAAAAAAAUGCUGGCAUAGUUAUAUCAAUAUCAGACAAAGGAAAGGAGAACUAGUGGACAGUAAGAGGAAUGUUUAAUACUAAUGAAAGGGGCUAGGUGCGGUGGCUCAUGCCUGUAAUCCCAGCACUUUGUGAGGCCGAGGUGGGCGGAUCAUGAGGUCAGGAGAUCGAGACCAUCCUGGCUAACACAGUGAAACCCCGUCUCUACUAAAAAUAUAAAAAAUUAGCCGGGCGUUGUGGUGGGCGCCUGUAGUCCCAGCUACUCGGGAGGCUGAGGCAGGAGAAUGGCAUGAACCCGGGAGGCAGAGCUUGCAGUGAGCCGAGAUUGCGCCACUACACUCCAGCCUGGGCGACAGAGCAAGACUCUGUCUCAAAAAAAAAAAAAAAAAAAAAAAAAAAUUAAUCUGUAUACACCUAAUAAUAUAGCUUCAAAAUAUAUAAAGAAAAAUUUCACAGACUUAAAGGGAGUAACAAAUUCAUAAUCCUGUUUGGGCGGUUUUUAAUAUAUCUCUCAGUAUCUGAUAGAACAAGAAGAAAAAAAAAACCAAUAGGAAUAUAGAAGAUUUGAACAAUGCCGUUAACACAAUCCACCUAGUUGAUAUAUAUAUAGAGCCCUGCCCCCAACAACUGCAGAAUUUACAUUUGUUUCGAGUGCAUAUAGAACAUUUACCCAAAUAGGCCAUAUACUGGCCUUUAAGGCAAUUUCCAAAACAUUUCAAAGGUUUAAAAUCACAUGGAAUAUGAUUACAGAUAACAGUGAAAUUAAACUAGAAAUCUAUAACAAAAAGAUAAAUGGAAAAAUCUCCA